Messenger RNA from Rangifer tarandus platyrhynchus (Svalbard reindeer), 1023 nucleotides. Lineage: Eukaryota; Metazoa; Chordata; Mammalia; Artiodactyla; Cervidae. The record is from the annotation of a GenBank genome assembly.
AUGGACCUGACCAACUCUGCUGAUUACCUGCUCAAUGACUCUACUUUAAUAAGAAACAGAACUCAGAUCUCAACUUCUGCCUCAACAGUGAUUGUUGUAGUUCUUUUGUUUAUGUCAUUUUUAAUCGGCACGAUCACCAAUGGUCUCUAUCUAUGGGUACUAAAAUUCAAAAUGAAAAAGACUGUCAAUACUCUCUUAUAUUUUCAUCUCAUUCUCUCCUAUUUUAUUUCAAUAUUAUUUUUGCCAUUUUUGGCCAUCUCUCACCUUCAAGACAAUCACUGGAGCUUUGGAAGGGCCACGUGCAAGAUCUUCAACAGCAUUUUGUAUGCAGCAAUGUUCGCCUCUGUCUUCUUCAUCUCGGCCAUCAGUGUUGAUCGUUACCUUCUCACUUUUCACCCAGUGUGGUCACAACUGCAUCGAUCCCCACGCUGGGCUUCCAGCAUCAUCCUGGGAAUCUGGAUCUUUGCUGCUGCCCUUGGCAUGCCCUAUGUGGUUUUCAGGGAGACACAUGAUGACCAUAAAGGAAGGGUGACCUGCCAAAACAACUAUGCUGUGUCUACUAACUGGGAGAGCAAAAAGAUGCAAACAUUAAGGAAAUGGAUUCAUGUAGCCUGUUUCAGCAGCCGCUUCUUGCUGGGCUUCCUUCUGCCUUUCCUCGUCAUCACCUUUUGUUAUGAAAGAGUAGCCAAAAAGAUGAAAGAGAGGGGACUGUUGAAAUCCAGCAAGCCCUUCAAAGUCAUGAUGACAGCGAUUGUCUCCUUCUUUGUGUGUUGGAUGCCCUAUCAUGUAUACCAAGGCUUACUUCUCACUGAAAACAGAUCUCUGUUUUUCCAGUUGACUCUCUUACUCGCAGUGGUAACUACUACCUUCAAUACUGUGUUUUCUCCCACACUCUACCUCUUUAUUGGGGAGAACUUCAGAAAAGUUUUCAAGAAGUCUGUACUUGUUCUUUUUGAGUCAACAUUCAGUGAGGAUUCCUCGUCAGAAAGGACAGAAAACCUAAAUUCAGAAGCCGACAUGUAA